CGCAGUUGGUGUUAGUUGCUGUACCGGCGUGGCUGAGGGAGCCGGUUGCCGCCAUGGCUCGAAACGCGGAAAAGGCCAUGACGGCCUUGGCAAGAUUUCGGCAAGCUCAGCUUGAGGAAGGAAAAGUGAAGGAACGAAGACCUUUCCUUGCAUCAGAGUGUAAUGAAUUGCCUAAAGCUGAGAAAUGGAGGCGACAGAUCAUUGGAGAAAUUUCCAAGAAAGUGGCACAGAUUCAAAAUGCUGGAUUAGGUGAAUUCAGAAUUCGAGACCUGAACGAUGAAAUAAACAAGCUUCUGAGGGAGAAAGGACACUGGGAAUUUAGAAUAAAGGAGCUAGGAGGUCCUGAUUAUGCUCGGAUUGGACCAAAAAUGUUAGAUCAUGAAGGGAAGGAGGUUCCAGGAAACAGAGGUUACAAAUAUUUUGGAGCUGCAAAGGAUUUACCAGGAGUUAGAGAACUUUUUGAAAAGGAACCCCUCCCACCACCUCGGAAAACUCGAGCUGAGCUUAUGAAAGCCAUUGAUGCAGAAUACUAUGGCUACAGGGAUGAAGAUGAUGGUAUUCUGGAGCCACUGGAACAAGAACACGAAAAGAAAGUUAUAGCAGAAGCAGUGGAAAAAUGGAAAAUGGAGAGAGAAGCACGACUUGCCAGAGGUGAGGAGGAAGAGGAGGAGGAAGUAAAUAUCUAUGCUGUCAACGAUGAUGAGUCCGAUGAGGAAGGUGGCAAGGAAAAAGAAGGUGAAGAAGGCCAACAGAAAUUUAUUGCACAUGUUCCAGUGCCAUCUCAACAGGAGAUUGAGGAAGCUCUUGUACGGAGAAAGAAGAUGGAGCUGCUUCAGAAAUAUGCCAGUGAAACCCUCAUGGCACAGAGUGAAGAAGCAAAAACACUUCUAGGAUUGUAACCUUGCACCAGUAUGGCCUGGGUUUUGUAUAACCCAUCUACAGGCUCGUAUAUUCUGGUAGCAGUCGCUUAUAGCUUUAAAAGCCCCUUUGAAUGUUAAGAGUAAGCUGAUGAGUUUACAGUGUGUUCUGCAGAAGGAAGAACCAUCAUUUUGGUUUAUCCACUAGGAUGACUUGCAUUUCAGUGUUGAAAAAGAUCAAACCUAGGUAAACUUGUCUCUUACAUCUUCAGUAACUGUCUUCAAUCCUUUCACUCUGUAAAACAGUCAGUGCAGUGGUGCCUCUUAUGGGUAGAGCCACAAACCCAGUGACUCCUUAAAUCCUGAAGGAAAACCGACUGAUGUUACCGCCCUUCCGUCUGCCGUAUCCUGACUGUAAGUGUACACAUCUUUCUCAUGUUGAUUUUUGCUGAGGUGAGUCCAGAAGUAACUUACAGUAUUGUGCCUGGUUAGUUUACCAGAAUAACCUAGAACCUGUUUAGAGGUGCCUUGAUGGCAGAUCUUAGGAGUGACUUCGAAAUUGGCUCGGUCCUUUGUGUAACACAUGCAGUAUGUCUAAAAGCUAUUACCCUUUUUGUGGUUUGUAACCGUGCCUGGGUGAAUUGCUUAAAUGCUGGAUAUUUCAGCAACUAUUGUAAAUACUUCCAACUUUGCAAUACCUUGUUCAAAUAUUUGUAGUAAAACUUAUUUACAACCUGA
Molecule: messenger RNA, 1595 nt
Organism: Tyto alba (common barn owl)
Lineage: Eukaryota; Metazoa; Chordata; Aves; Strigiformes; Tytonidae
Gene: ISY1
Product: ISY1 splicing factor homolog
Exons: 11
Coding region: 54-899 (281 amino acids)
Biological process (GO): generation of catalytic spliceosome for second transesterification step; mRNA 3'-splice site recognition
Cellular component (GO): Prp19 complex; post-spliceosomal complex; catalytic step 2 spliceosome
Source: RefSeq, a predicted model, not a curated record